Messenger RNA from Uranotaenia lowii, 640 nucleotides. RefSeq lists its product as uncharacterized. The coding region runs from base 47 to 592 and encodes 181 amino acids. The record is from RefSeq and is a predicted model, not a curated record. NCBI's taxonomy places the organism in Eukaryota, Metazoa, Arthropoda, Insecta, Diptera, Culicidae. The transcript has 2 exons.
GUUAACAGUUCAUCUAUCGAGACCAAUCCAACCGAAGCGCUCAAUCAUGAAGGUGUUCGUGGUGUUUUCCAUGGCUUUGGCCAUUGCAUCAGCAGCAGCAGUUGACGAAUCCGCCAACAAGAAGGACAAACGUGGCCUGUGGGAGUCGGGAUCGUACGAAAACCAUGGUCUGGAAUUGGACAAUCACUUCGAUCACCACGGCCACAAGCAAGUCAAGAAGGUGACCACAAUCACCAAGAACGUCAAGGUGCCGUACCCGGUGGAGGUCGAAAAGCAUGUCCCGGUUCCGGUUCACGUUCCCUAUCCGGUUCAGGUCGAAAAGAAGGUUCCGGUGAUCGUGGAGAAGAAGAUUCCCUAUGUGGUCGAGAAGAAGGUCCCGUACCACGUUGAUCGUCCGGUCCCAUACCCAGUUGAAGUUAAGGUUCCGGUUGUCCACAAGGAGUACGUCGAAGUGCCAAAACCGUACGCAGUUCAUGUUGAGAAGCCCGUUCCGGUCUACAUCCAGAAGCCAGUUUACGUCGAGAAGCAUGUUCCGGUGACCAUUAAGGUUAAGGAGCAUCAUCAGGAGAAGAAAGGCUGGGGACUGUUCUAAGGUGUUGUUAAAAUUGAAAUACAUUAUGUUUUUGUUUUGUAAAUAGUA